AUGUCAUUGCUUCAGCUUCAGCUUCCAGGUGCAGCUCAGGGAUUAUCUCAAGCAUGUACCACCCCCGAGAAUGGCAUUGUUCAGUCCUUCAGCCAGAUGUGGAGUGAAGCGGAGGAACUUAGGAGGAGGUGUUUAGCUUCCCAAGAUGACCAAUCCUCAAUUGAGAGAAGACAAUUCCACGCAUGUGGUAUGGCAUUCAAUCUUGCCCAGCUGCUCUCGAAACACAAGCAGCUCAAAGAUUCUCUGCAAUUGGCGUCAGAUGAAACUGUGUGCCAAGCUGCUGCCUCCUUCAGCAAAAAUCAUCCUGAUGGGCUUCCACUUAUUCUUCCUACGUCUGAGGUAGAACAAUUCAAGGAUAUCUUUCACAGACUCAAGGCAAUGCACCAAUGUCUUUCUACAAGACUCUCUGAGUCUAUCCAGUGGGACUGCACCAAAAGCCAGAUAAGGUCAACAACAAACUUGGCUAAAGAACAGGCCAAAGCUGAUGCCAACUUGAUCUUGGACGGGAUUCGGGCAUUUACAUUUGUUUGGUUAAGCACUCACAGCAGACUCUGCAUUACCAAAGUCGCACCAGAGUCCAAAGCCUUGCAGAUCCUCCAAGACAAAUUGACAGAUGGUCACUCAGUAACCGCCACACAGAUAGUCAAGGCGGCAGCGCAAGAGUAUCUUGAACUAACCCAGGGGGGCUCCAGAACCAAUCAGUUACAGAAUGACAAAGUGGGCUUUGUUCAGGGCAUCUGGAGGAAUCUGGGUGCCCAAUGGAUAUACCAAGGAUUAUCAUCACUGAUGAGGCAUCACCAACAUUCGACCCAUCCAGCCAAGAACUCACAGCUGGUCCAAUUCGCAGCGGCAUCGCAUCCAGCUCCCCUCCAACAACUCCUCAGUGAGCUCGCUCCCCAAGCUUGGGUCGUCAGGUACUUAGUGGGCGGCUCUGAUUGGUAUCUGAGGGACUGUGAGGGCCUGUAG
Tremella mesenterica DSM 1558 is the source of this 966-nucleotide messenger RNA. RefSeq lists its product as uncharacterized. Bases 1 to 966 code for a protein of 321 amino acids. Lineage: Eukaryota; Fungi; Basidiomycota; Tremellomycetes; Tremellales; Tremellaceae. The record is from RefSeq and is a predicted model, not a curated record. The transcript is spliced from 4 exons.